This is a messenger RNA of Xyrauchen texanus (razorback sucker), 4377 nucleotides long. Its product is annotated as troponin I, fast skeletal muscle-like. The coding region runs from base 617 to 1207 and encodes 196 amino acids. The transcript is spliced from 5 exons. Gene Ontology annotation, cellular component: troponin complex. Lineage: Eukaryota; Metazoa; Chordata; Actinopteri; Cypriniformes; Catostomidae. The record is from RefSeq and is a predicted model, not a curated record. Gene Ontology annotation, biological process: muscle contraction.
CAUUCAAUUUUCUUGAAAGAUUACUUCUUAAGAAGGUAACACUUAGUUAAUGAUUAGUUAAGAAGGUAUCUCAAAAAGUGAAAAGAAACUGUAUUAUGAUAAACUUCCAUAUUUCUUGGUUGGGGAUAAAAUUAUAAUAUUUUAUUCUGAAGAAUAUACCAGUGCUUGCAAGGCAGCUAAAUGCGUAUUGGUGGCGCAGGCAAAAACCUGCUAUAGGGACGUAUGAUUACGAUAGUGUGUUCCUCAUGAAUAUCUUCAACUCUUAUUUUCCAGUUCUGUCCGAAACCCUUCCUUUAUGGGGUUGGUUGACAUGCUAACACAAUUAAAUCUCCUCUUGUGAAAUGUGUGUGAGUUUGAGUGAGAAUUAAUUUCGUGAUCAUAGCUUCAGUCAGGGCGAAUGGUUUUGUAGAUGACACACCCAGUCUGUGACGGUCUUGCGCCAAAACAAAAGACAACAAAUCAUUACAUAUGCAUAGGGUACCAACAUGUUGUGUGCACUUGUAUUUAGAUGUUGAAAAUAAAUCCCUAACUAGAAUUUUGUAGAAUAUCAAUACAGUGCUGUCUUGCACUGUACGGUUUACGUAUGUGUAAACAAAGUACAUUUGAACUACAAUAGAUGGCACAACAAAGAAAUGUAUAUCCCAAUGUAAUACAUGUUUUUGUUUCUCCUCUUAUUAGAAAACGGCUGUCUAGUAGUAAAAAACACAGCCUGAAGAGCAUGAUGCUCACAGUUGCAAAAGAUUUACUGGAAGCAGAGGAUAUUGAAAAGAAGGAAGAAAGGAAGAAGUACAUGGAAGAACACUGUCCUACAUUGUCAACCCCAAGCUCCAAGGAGGAACUGAAGGAGCUUUGCAAUGAGUUAUCCUCAAAAAUUAAUGUUAUCGACGAGGAAAGAUAUAUACUAGAGUACAAAGCCAACAUGGUUGUCAGUGAGGUCAAAGACUUAAACAUUAAGAUCAUCGACCUGAAGGGCAAGUUCAAGAAACCUCCUUUGAAGAAAGUGCGCAUGUCCGCUGACGCUAUGCUUCAAGCUCUGCUCGGCUCCAAACACAAGGUGUCCAUGGACUUGAGAGCCAACCUGAAACAAGUGAAGAAGGAGGUCAAAGAGGAGGAUAAGGAACUGCGUGAUGUUGGUGACUGGCGUAAAAACAUUGAGGAUAAGGCUGGCAUGGGUGGCAGGAAGAAGAUGUUUGAAUCUGAAUCCUGAAGACCGUUGCUAUUGGCAACUGAUGAUAAGUGUUUUGCCAUCUACAGUACCAGUCAAAAGUUUGGACACACCUACUCAUUCUUUAGUAUUACUAUUUUUUUAUAUUUUAGAAUAAAUUGAAGUCAUAAAAACUUUGAAAUAACAAAUGGAAUUACGGGAUGUAUGCAGUGACCUAUAAAUCAAAAGUAUCAAUGAUUUGGCUAUAAUCUAUUACAUUUUAAGCUCUUCAAUGUAGCCACCCAUUGAGCUGUAUUUUCGUGACUGCUAGACGCGGUGCUAUGUGCAACAUCUGUGCGCUAAGUCUUAUCUAAUAUUCGUGAGCAUGCUAAUUUCAAGCGCAAUGUUCAUGCCAGUGCAAAACGCAAGUGGGCAUGGGUGGGAGUGUUUGUGCUAUCUGUGGAUGUAUUGUAUGUACUCUAAAUAAAAUGGCGGAAAGCAAUUUGCUAUUUUCCUAAGAAUUAAGUUAUUGUGCUAAAAUGUUUCAGAACCACGUACAAUCUCAAGGCAAAGUCUAAAUUCAGUUCCUGCAUUUGCAGUUUGAGGAUUCCACCAGCAGAUUAUAUCAAAGAGCAAUCGAACACUUUUAAAACUAGAUUUGAUUUGUUCGUCAGUAGAUCAAUAUAAUUAAUGAUAAUAAAACUUUUAUUUUGUUUAACGCCUUUCCAAAGCUCAAUGAUGCUCUAAAUAAUUAAACAUAAAACAUUAAACAGAGAAAGAUAUGACAAAUAUACAUUACAAAACAAUGAACAAUGGGAGAGAAACAAAGCAUGUUUCAAGCAUCCCGUAACACCGUCAAGAUCGCAGAUGAGGCCGAUACACAUCGCGGUCCGGAUUUAAGAGGAAACACAAACAUCAUCUGUAGUAUUUCACUUCUAAACCCCAUAGCAAUACAACAAUGGCAGGUAAAAAUGGCAGAGAGUUCACAGCAAGGAUGUAGUUAUUGUGCAAAAGAUCGUAAGACACACAGGCACCAUAUUUCUAUUCUUCUAAUGCAUUUUUACCACCAAAUUCUUACGAAUGGGCUGUCUACAUUAAUAUCAACUUUGCUUAACAGGGAAUGGAAUAUGUAAUAUGAUGCAGAUGGUGCAAUAACCAAAAACCUCAGAAUUAAAUUUCACUUAACCCAACCCAUUAGCGCUUUUCCUGUGCAAUUUCUCCAACCCAUUUAUAAAAAUAUCAUCAUUUCAAGGCCAUGCCUACUGAACUGCACAUAUGAUGCAUCACAUAGUGCUCUUAAAAUAAUGUCCCAUGUCUAGAUUUCAGCUCUGCACACUCUGUUCAUACUCUCAACCAACUUUAUGAGGCCCAUCCUGAGAUGAUUUUAAACAUUACUGAAGGAGUUGGACAUUUUUUAGCUGGACACGCAUUUCCUUCGCUCUAUGUUCCAAUUAAUCCAUAAUAUUUUUAAUUUUUUUAAAUCUUCAAUUGUAAUUCAUACAGUACAUACAAGCAAUUAUUUUAUAUUUGUCUACAAAACUAAUUUCAAACAUUUUAACAUAAGCCUGCAUUUAAAAGGUCUCUGAGAUCAAGUGUCCAAACUUUUGCCUGGUACAGUAGAUCCAAUUACAGUAUGUGAAAUAUUCUGAUUACAAAGUAAUUAGUUACUGUAAUCUUAAGUAAUACUUUAACAUAAGUCAUUCUAAGUACUCUUAGUUCAAAAAUUUAGUGUUAUACAUUAAUUCUUCUAUUAAGAUUACAGUUACUGACUUUCAAUUACUUUGAAGUGCAUUACUUGGGUUACACAUAUUUCUAAAAUACUACCAAAGUACAUUUAAAACAUGAAUUAUGUCCAUAUGUACAACUGUUUGUUUCUGUGACAGCUAAAGGCACAGCAAUAAUGAACAAGGAGGAAAUACAGACAUUGUUUUGAAUUUGUUGAGCAGAAAAUAAACUUUUCUCAAAAAAUUAAGACAGUAAUUUAAAAGUAAUUUGUAAUGUGAUGACUUUUUCCAUGAAGCAGUCAGUAAAGUACUUUGAUUGCAUGGAUUACUAUUUUUGAUUAACUUGGCAAACGCUGAUGGUGGGGACAGCUGUCAGUAGGUGACUCGCACAGACCCAACACUUACAGUGCAGUAUAUAUAUAUAUAUAUAUAUAUAUAUAUAUAUAUAUAUAUAUAUAUUACAGUAUAUAUUAAUAUACAAGUAUGAUGUAAGUAUUAUAAUAAUAUAUACUUAUUAUUUCAUUUACAUUUUUGUAGUUUUUUUUUAAAGAGUCAAGUAUUGAAAAUUAAGUGCAAAAUUGAGCAAAAUUAGCAGCAAAAAUAAAUAGCAUAUUGUGGAACAAUUCCUUCUGUUUCACACAUGACAAUAAAAGACUGAGCACAAGCUGGUCCUAUAUCUUAUAAUAAUUAUAAUGAGUUUCAAUAACCGUAUGUUUUCAUGUAUAAAAAAGCAUGUGUACAUAUAUAUUGACUUCAGUAAAAUUCCUAAGUGUUCUAAGAACACAGCAGAUCUAUCUUUUUUCCUAAAGUUUGUCGACUGCACACCAACAUAGAAGUAAAAAAACAGAUGAUAUUAAAAAUAGCUUUACAUAUUGAACACAGAUCUAGUAAUCUGCUUUAAUUGGCAAAAACAACCGAUAAAACUAUUACCUCACAAAAAUAAUAAACUUAAUGAAGUCUCAGGCACUCCACUUACAAUGUGUGCUUAAAAGGAGUGUCCUUUGCUUUUCUGCAGUGCAUUUCAUGUAAUGCUGCCGAUCAAGAACGAUAUGCCGAUAAAUAACACUAAUUUGUGUGUUCCUCAUGUCUAGAUUAUUAAUUUAGAUCAACAUCAAUGCAGAUAAAAAACAUGGAUAAAUGAGCACUGUUGCAAGCAACUUUGUAGAAAUGAACCGUGUCGCAUUGAUUAGACUUUCAGUCUGAUGGCCCAUUACGUAAGUGUUGUUUCGGCUCAUGGCUGUGAUUGCUCAAUCAGCACAAAGUAACAAAACGCAAAGAAUACUGUAUACGAUCCACCAUUUGGACUAGCUUGGAAAAGUGCGGGGGACACAAAUCACCUUUUUAAAGAGUGUGUGGAGACGUGGCUGCUACGCCCUUGCCGAUGACAACACUUCAAUGUCUAACUGAAGUAUUAUGUUCUCUAACCUUCCAAAAUGAAUGCUUCUGUUAUAGCUGUAUGAAGUUUUCAACUACCUUGUCAAAAUCAUGCCUUUUUCUAAAUAAAUAACC